AAUUUUCAUCUUUAUCGAGGACCGUGCUUUAUGGACGCGGAAAAUCACAAAAUGGAAAACGUCUUUGCGAUAGGAAUAUUGCGUAAGACGCCUUCGCGACGAUUGAAUCUCUCUCGCCCCAAAUACGCGGCGGUGUAUCCCCCGCAGAUACCCCUGGGUUAUUUCGAUGAGUCCCUUCGGGGGAUAUCAGCAAUAUCUUGAGAUCGAAUGUACUCGUACGUAUGCGUCGCCGUGUGAGACGAGAGAAAAAUCUGGUCUUAGGUGGAAAAACGCCGUCUCUCUUAGAGGGAGGAAUUACGCGAGAAAUAUGUGCUUUUUUUUAGAUGGUGCCCUCCACCCCUUUUGGCGAGCGAUCGCCUGCAUCCUCCUGCACCAAUACCCGAGUUUCGUCGUUAACUGAUGUGUGCGCGCGCGUGUGCACGUAGAUACGUGCACGCAUACGCGCACGUGGGUGGUGCAGGCUGCGGAAUGGGACAGGAGCGAGAGAUGAGAGGGUGAGCGAACGAGCGAGCUGGGUCGACUUUGCGAAUCUCUGCUCCGUGCACAGUCGUACGCGCGCGUAUACGUAGACACCCAUACACCAGCGCACCGAGUUCCGCAAGCACGGGGAUGAGGGUGAGAUCGGUGGUGGGCGCUUUCGGUGACGUCAGUCGUUCUGAUCGUCAGUUGCGCAGAGACGCGAGGUUGGUCACCGCUAGGCGCUACGUCAGAAUGACGGGUCGAGCGAGCAGCCGAUAAACCACCCUCUCUGGUCGGGGCUGUCUUCACGGGCGGGCCAACGGUCUAGGGAGGGGUAGACGAGCAUGGCACGACAGGGAGCGGUGUCGUGAAGGAAGGCGGUAGGCGCGUGUUGACCGCGCGCGCGUGGCUCGACACCACCCGGGGUGAUCGCUGACGACGAGGACGUUGGCGACGAUGGCGAGCUCGGGCUCGGCGGUCGACGGGGUUGGCGACGACGGCACGACGGGCGUGCCGGGCGGCGGACCCAGGAACGCCCUCACCUGCGGCGUCUGCCAGGACUACUACAAGGAGCCCUGCCUGCUUUCCUGCUUCCACACCUUCUGCGCCCGUUGCAUUCACGGUCCGCAUCUUGACGCGAUCAUCAAGUGUCCAAUCUGCGGGCAGCAGACGCAGUUGAAGGACGGAGCCCAGUUGCCACCUCCCGAUCAACUGAUACGCCAACUGGUAGAACUGGCGAACUCGGAGAAUCCACCAUGUGCCAAUUGCGACAAACGCGACAAGUCUACUAUGUUCUUCUGCACAACGUGCGGACAGGCGCUUUGCACCCACUGCAGGGAACACACGCACCGCGCGAAGAUGUUUUCUACGCACGAGGUGGUUCACAUGAGCAAGUGCGCCAAGGAUACCCAGCGGCGUUGUCCGAGCCACGGCGAGCAAUACAUAAUGUACAGUCAGAGCGCCAAGUGUAUGUUAUGCGCUACGUGCUUUCGCGACACGCCCGUGGACGCGCGGGUGCACUGCGUGGACAUCGAUAGUGCCUGGCAGCAGGCCUCGAAGAAGAUGGAGCGCGCGGUGAACUCCAUCUGCGAGCUCCAGGCUGGCAUACGGGACGGCGUGUUGGCCCUCAAGUCCCAGCUGGAUGAGCUGCGGCACAGCCUCGAGUCGGAGAAGCGCGCGCUCGGUGCGUUCUGCCAGGGUAUGCAGGAAGCGAUAACGAAGACGCAUGGCUACGCGCUCGCGGAGCUACAGCGGCAGUUCGAGACCAAGGAGCGCUUGGUGCGCACGCAACUGCUCGCGUUGGGCGGCGCGCUGCCCGUGCUGCAGAUGCACCUGAUGCUGUGCACCGGGUUUAUCAGUGGGGCGACCAAGUACCAGUUCCUCGAGCUGGCGCAUCCGAUGCUAGAGCGACUGAGCCGUGUUGCCCAGUUGGGCCACCCGUCGCGACCGCCCUUGCUCGCUGCAUACAUCAAAACGAACUACAAGGUUGAUUUCGCCCGCGUCCUGCAGCCCUACAUCGGCCAGGUGCAGACGUCGAAGACCGCUGAGUCCCUGUACGAUCAGACGGCCGGCGGCGUUGGCAGUCACACGAUAGGCCAACCGGAUUCGCAAAUGCAUCAGGAUGCGGUCAAUUCGCAUUUUAUGUUUGGAAUACCGUUUUGCCGACAGAGCGGCAAACCCACUUUGCAGAGGCCACCGUCAAAGAGCGGCACCGACGGCGGUCCGUUUUCCAAUCACUGUCGCACCUUUGAUACUCAACUGAAGGAACUGAGCCAGCAGUUGAUGACGGUAAAAGAACGAUUGACUGAUCUUCAGCGAGACGUUUCCGUCUUAAAAAGGGCGAACACGCCGCCGCUGGGCACGCGUUACGAUCACGUGGCGAGGGAUUGCCGCUUGUUGGAGCAACAACUGGAACAUCAUCAAAUGGAACUGGAAAGACUGAGGAAUGUUUUCGACGCGCUCUGGGAGGAACAGGUGUGCAGGAUUCACAUAGAAAAAGAGAUUUUUCACUCGCAGAUGAACGACAUACUGACGUUGAGAAGCGAAGUAAAGAAGCUGCAGGCGGUGGCCCAGCAUCUGGAGCCGUUCGUCAAGUCGUUCUCCACGGGUAUCGGCGCUGGAGAAGUGAGCAUGGCCGCGGCGGACGCAGCUGACAAUCAGCACUUGCAGGCGUUACUGGACCACUUGGCGCGCCUGCAGAUGCAGGAGCCGCUGCCUCAUCCGCAAGCACCGACGAAGGACCACCGUCAUCCACGUAGCACCGGGAGUGCCGACAAUGCGCUGUACAUGAAAGAAACAAAGGAGAUCCCGACGCGGUGUCGCACACCGUCCGGCGGCGUCGGCGCCGUCCUCGAUUCGAGCGGUAACAUAGUCGUGUACGGGACAGCCAAGGCAACCGAUCCGAAGAGGGGCGUGCUCAGUCAAUUGAUCGAGAAGGCCAGGACGAAACCGGAUGAUCGCAAGAAAUCGCCGGGCAGAGAGGACGGCCGCGAUCGCAGCCAGAGUCGGCGCUCGCGGAAGUCGCCCGAUGGCUCGAAACCGAAGACGCCGCCCGGACACUCGUCCGGCAGCAAGAUGCGGUCGCUGUACCGUUCGUUGAAGGGCGGCACCGGCGACACCUCCGCCGAAGCGCUCGACCAAGUGGAGAGGUGUACCGAUCCGCAGCAACCGCAGUCGCACCUCGGAGACGAGAGCGAAUACCAGCGAAUCUCGGAGGCGUCGAGCAUGAGCGAAGCGAAGAAGCGCGUGCAGGCGCAGGUGCACGCGGUGCCGACCGACGACCAUCAGGUACCAUCGCUCAGCAGCGUGAAGGCUAGCAAGAUCUAUCCAGCCAGCGAUUCCGAGGAGAUGUUCUACGCCGACGGGAAGGCCGAUGCGAGGAGGCGGCGGCGCGCUAGCUGCGACAGCCUUAGCACCACCGGCUCCGGCAACAGCAGGCGAUCGAGCAUCGCCGAUGGGACGGUAGGUCAACAAUCAGUGGCGCAGGACCCCCGGAAAACACUGGUCGUUUUGAUCGGACCGACGUCACGGACGUCGUCGUCUCUCGUGCAGAAACAGCGUUCCUGGGAGACCUUUCCGCGGCCCAAGAGCAAGCGUGGCGGUCCUGGUGGCGAAGGUUCCACGGGGGCGUCAUCCCUCGGUCAGCUGAAGAAAGCGGACAGCUUCGAGGGCCACGAGGAGGCGGUGCGUACAUUGGUGGCGGCCGUGCAGGAGACGCGCUCCCAACUGCGGCACCAUCAUCUGCACCAUCAUCGCCAUCAUCGCAAAAGCAAGACGAAUUAAGAUCCUCUCGACGUCAUCCUUGACUGAUCUUCGGCGGCUCUUCCACUUUCUUACACGACGGAGUAACGUGAGAGAGAGAGAGAGAUAUAUAUAUAUAUAUAUAUAUAUAUAUAUACGUCCAAGGAUGUAUCGAGCGAGGACAUCCGCGAGCCUAACAUAUAGAAAGGAAAUCGAGAGACUCGUGAGAGACGCCGUGUCCCACAUGGCUUAAGUAUACUUGUUAUUUAUUUAGCGUAUGGAAGAACAUAUUGUUGUGAGAGUCGAAAUUAUCGGUUUUUUCGAAGAUUUUGGACAUUCUACCGGUAUAUAUAAUAAUAGUAAUAAAUAUAAAUCUAACAAGAUGAGAGAUAAUAAAGAGAGGUCUAUUCUGCGCGAUAUGCGAAAUCAAAAAAACAAAAACUGUCGUAAGGAGAGUCAAGCUGAGAGGCAUCUUCGACAAGUGCACUUUCGUCUUUACAUUAUUUUCGAGGGGACGUUGCAGGUUUUUUUGUGAUCUCGACCAAAUGCGUGAUGUUUGUAUCGAGUUUCCGAGUUUUCGACGUUUACAUUAUGUCUCUCGUCGGAGCUGCGCGACGAUGUGCGACUCCUCGUGAACACCUUUUAUAUAGCGAUUUAAUUGCACUUGAUGAUGAAAGCGCCGAAGGUAUCGACUUAGAUAUCGCUGUUAUUGUAAACGAGACGAGUUAAAAGGAGAAAAAAAAACAAGAAGAGUAGCGCGUUGUCGCCGCUACUCGUACUCGUUAUCGAUGCGUCGUCUACGGGUCGUGCAAUUGAUACAUAGAGCCUUGAUUAGGAACAGUGAAAGAAAAAGUGUUUUCGAGCGAAACGCGCGUACGUAAUGUACAAUAAUUGCAACGGAACCGCAGUUGACGUACACAACAUUUCAGCCAUAAACGGACGUUUCGUUUUACGUGAACGCGCGUUACUUUCGUUUCGUUUAUACCCGAGAUCCCGUUUGUCCAUUCCGUUUGCCCCACUUUACGAGACCGUAUUCUUACCGUACGUACAUUUGACACGAUCAGAUUUUACUUGAACGUCAACGGGUCGAAUGCACAGUCCAGUAAAAAGUAUUUUGCGCAAUUCGGUCGAUCGGAAUGAACGUUAAUACUUAGCUAAACUUAGUAAACAACACUGCCAGUCGCGAUAUACAUUAUCGAAUUUAAUCGACGAUAUUCGUUCGCGGAGAAUAGCCUAAUUCGAGCGUAACUCGUAAUGGCCAGUCGCCAGUUAUAAGCACGGAUCGUUCGCCGACGUUUCGCGUGGGCGCUUCGUGAUUAUACGUUAUUGGCUUAUCGUGUAAACGAUAAUAUUCACGAUUACUUAAAAAGAGAGAGAGAGAGAGAGGGAUAUACGUAAGUAACCGAUAUUACGAGAAAUCGGCUCUUCCUUGUGAAAGUCAACGCGAUCGUUAAUCGUUGUUUCGAAUUUAACCAAGCGAAGACGCAUAAUUUCUUCAGCAGGGUUAUAAAACGAGCGUUCUAAUUAUAGCGGAUGUAUACUGUAAGCAUGUAAACGAGAAAUGUCGGAAAUCGCUGGUAUAGUAAAAUAUAUAUACGAGUUAAUAAA
Molecule: messenger RNA, 5307 nt
Organism: Ooceraea biroi (clonal raider ant)
Lineage: Eukaryota; Metazoa; Arthropoda; Insecta; Hymenoptera; Formicidae
Product: RING finger protein 207
Cellular component (GO): perinuclear region of cytoplasm
Molecular function (GO): zinc ion binding; Hsp70 protein binding; transmembrane transporter binding
Source: RefSeq, a predicted model, not a curated record